Messenger RNA from Trypanosoma grayi, 1408 nucleotides. RefSeq lists its product as hypothetical. The annotation marks the transcript as partial. Lineage: Eukaryota; Euglenozoa; Kinetoplastea; Trypanosomatida; Trypanosomatidae. The transcript has a single exon. The record is from RefSeq and is a predicted model, not a curated record.
UGAAGAUAUUGUGCGUCAGCCACUACCGAACAAUCUCCGCGCAAAGAUCCUGGGAUGUGGUGUUGCUACUGUUGAAGACCGUGACGAGGGCGAUGACGAAGAUUUUGUUCCCGUUAGUGAUGAACGUCUGCGGGCUUUUUGCGCAAAAGUGAUGCAAGAGCGAAGACGGCGUAGAGGAAUGAAGGGAGACGAGACACCGCAGGAAAUGAAAUGCGGUGGUAGAUCAAGGUCAAAUAGUGCAAAAGGGAGCGGGCCGUCUUCCCCUGUUUGGUACCGAUGCCCCCGUGGGGAUUGUAACUUCUCCGGUACUAGAGGGGAGAACGCGACUGCCCCUGACACCGCCGUAACCGCGCGCAAUCCACGUAGAGUUGUUUUCACGAGGGUUGGGUAUGGUUCUGAUGAAGACGGCGCUUCCCUUCUAAGUGGCGAUGCGGGCGCCCCUGCCGUCGAGGGAAGCGAGAGAAUAGUCGCUGAUCUAGGAAAAAACGAUAAUUAUCCGGUGCCCCAAGGCGGCACGGGGGAAGGAAGAGGGCCUGCUACAUGCGCUAGGUCGGUCAUGGGGUAUCAAAGCUACGCCGAGUGCGAUACGCCACGGUUGGAUUCAGUUAGUAGUAUAUGGUAUUUUGGAGAUAGUGCAGAAAAAUGGAAGAAUCACCACCUGUGUGGUUCAUCAAUCCCUACAGUCUCGGGAAGAGUCGGCUUCGGAGAGGAGGAAGUCGUCCCCGAUCUCGAUUUUUGGGAGCCCUCCACCUUUCAAAUGGUUGCAAAAGAAGAAAACGGUGUGGCCCCCGGUGUACCCAGAGAUGCUUUGAUAUCUCCGGUUAGAAAACAAAGGGACGCGUUUGCAACCAAUAAGGGGGAUGUUUUGACUCCGUUGAGUGAGAAAGGUCCAGAUACACAAGCGCAUGGCACUCGGCAUCCUACGUACACACUGAAAGCGCGAAGAGCAAUAAGAAGGCCAUCAUUCCAUGAAAUUGUGGUUUUCCAGCCUCUAUCAGUAGCUGGCAUACAGAGAGCCACGCCAAGAGGCAAUGGCAAUGCUCGCCCAUCUGAACCUACGCCGCCCCUUCCAUCUCUCGGGGGGAUCUCGGCGGGGGGGCACGACAAUGGGAUUGUAGGAGGCGCAUCAAAUACACCCCCCAGCUUUGCUCGAUCACGUUGCGGGGGAGGGGAAAAUCAAUCGACGAAAUCGCCCUCAGCAGAGAGAAGGCGGCCACGACCACCACUUCGGCCUUCCCCUAGAGGUUGCGAAGAAAUACCGAGCGCGGGAAAGAGUGAAUAUCCACAGAAACCCGAACACCCAGAUGGAGGUGACGCACGUUUAGCAGCCCAUUCGCCCCGUUUUGGGAAACUUCCACAGCUGACUAUUUUUAUUCGAUCGCAGCAAAAUAUAGACGCCAGGGAAUAG